Messenger RNA from Notodromas monacha, 1005 nucleotides. Lineage: Eukaryota; Metazoa; Arthropoda; Ostracoda; Podocopida; Cyprididae. The record is from the annotation of a GenBank genome assembly.
AUGAAAUUUUCCCUGUCGUUUUUCUUCGUACGCACUCUGGAGCAGGCUUUAGCAAAGGUGGUGGAUACGGCGGAGACGAUUAAGAACAACAAAAAAUAUUUCAUCGCUUUGAAACAGACAAACUGCAACAUUUCCAAGACUUCAACUGGGUUUGCAUUGAAUUUCUGCAGCGGCGGAGGUUAUCGUGGAGGCCGAGGAUACGGAGGCGGCGGAGGUAAAGGCGGCUACGGCGGCGGCGGCUACGGUGGCGGCAAAGGCGGCGGCUACGGCGGCGGAAAGGGAGGUUUCGGUGGCGGCGGUGGCUCCAAGGGCGGCUUCGGCGGCGGAUACGGCGGAGGUUACGGCGGAGGAAAAGGAGGCAGACGAGGAGGCGGCGGUUACGGAGGCGGCGGCAAAGGCGGCAAGGGUGGUUUCGGAGGCGGAGGCUUUAGCAAAGGUGGUGGAUACGGCGGAGGCUACGGAGGCGGAUCACAUGGAGGCGGCUAUGGUGGCUACGGAGGCGGAUCACAUGGAGGCGGCUAUGGAGGCUACGGAGGUGGAUCACAUGGAGGCGGCUAUGGAGGCUACGGAGGUGGAUCACAUGGAGGCGGCUAUGGAGGAGGAAGAGGCGGAGGAUACGGAGGAGGCAAAAAGGCUCAUCGAAUUGUUUGUCGGGCAACCCGCAGAGGGAGUCCUGUGAAUUGCAGCAGCAGCAGCAGCAGCUCAUAUCACAGGAUUCCUGAUCUGCUCCGGCUUCCUUUGGUCUCGCUGCUCGGGUAUGCGCGGUAUGCGGCGUCCGGUGCCCGGGAAGCCGUUGUCGGACACGUGUUGCCCAUCGACGCCACAUUGUUAUUUCUGCAACUCUUCUGGAUGAGCGAAAACCGGAAAACCUGUUGCCAAGGAGAUCGUAAGGAAAAGGACGAAAAUCACGAGGAGAAACCGAUCGUAGAAUGGCCGUCAGCCGGGCGACCAUUCCCUGGGUCGCUGUAUUCUUCUUCCGAAAACUCUCCCCAGAAGCCACGUUGA